AUGAUGAUGGGCUCCCUCAAACCACCCGUCGGCGAGUGCGGCGACGCUCGAGCCUCCAACUGCGUCCUUCCCAUUCCAUCCCCUUGGGGAUUUGUCCUGGCCAGCCUGGUACCUGCGCAUGAACACACCUUCAAGGGGCUCAAGGACCUGCUUGCCUCCUCACGUUUGCUCCGUGGGCUCUGA
Messenger RNA from Colletotrichum abscissum, 183 nucleotides. RefSeq lists its product as uncharacterized. The record is from RefSeq and is a predicted model, not a curated record. The transcript has a single exon. Bases 1 to 183 code for a protein of 60 amino acids. NCBI's taxonomy places the organism in Eukaryota, Fungi, Ascomycota, Sordariomycetes, Glomerellales, Glomerellaceae.